Cylicocyclus nassatus is the source of this 899-nucleotide messenger RNA. NCBI's taxonomy places the organism in Eukaryota, Metazoa, Nematoda, Chromadorea, Rhabditida, Strongylidae. The record is from the annotation of a GenBank genome assembly.
ACCUCAUUCGCUGAUAUGAGAUCGUAUGCAAUAUAUCUUGUUUUACUCACUUCCAUUGUUGCCAUCGAUGGACAGGAUACAAAUGCUACCACAACCGAGAAAACAGCCAACGCGAGUACUUCACUUCCAACUACUACCACAACCGAGAAAACAGCCAGCGCGAGUACUUCACUUCCAAGUACUGCCACAACCGAGAAAACAGCCAACGCGAGUACCUCACUUCCAAGUACUGCCACAAUCGAGGAAACAGCCAACGCGAGAGCCAACGCGAGUACUUCACUUCCAGCUGCUAUCACAAAUGAGAAACCAGCCAGCGAGAGUACUUCAUUUCCAGCUACUACCACAACCGAGAAAACAGCCAGCGCGAGUACUUCACUUCCAAGUACUGCCUCAACCGAGAAACCAGCCAGCGGGAGUGCUUCACUUCCAAGUGCUGCCACAACCGAGAAAACAGCCAACGCGAGUACUUCACUUCCAAGUACUGCCACAAUCGAGGAAACAGCCAACGCGAGUACUUCACUUCCAGCUGCUAUCACAAAUGAGAAACCAGCCAGCGAGAGUACUUCAUUUCCAGCUACUACCACAACCGAAACAGCCAGCGCGAGUACUUCACUCCCACGUGCUGCCACAACCAAGAAAACAGUCAGCGCGAGUACUUCACUUACAACUGCUACCACAACCGAGAAACCAGCCAGUGCUAGUACUUUACUGACCUUUAUAAUAGCUCUUCAAGUACUGAUUGCUUCCUUGAUCUUGUAGUCUCUGCUCUUAACUACACCUGUGUACGUUCAUAUUGUGCGAAAAGAACGUUGAUUUUCUUGAAACGUACCAUAUUUGCCAAGUAAUGCUUUGAAUGAUUGCUUUUAUUCGAGAAUAAUUUGUUUGAGACAUAUGAUAUG